GCCUGGAGCCGGACGGUGUGUCGUUGUGGAGGCUGUUUUCUGUCUGUCAGUUCCCCCUGUUCCCGGGGCCUGAGUGCAGGCCGCACCCCGCACAGACAUGUUCUCAGCACUGAAGAAGCUGGUGGGCACCGAACAGGCCCCGACCAGGGACAGGAUCAUCCCCGCCGGGCUACAGAGCAUGAACCAGAGCCUGCAGCGGAGGUUCGCCAAAGGAGUGCAGUACAACAUGAAAAUUCUGAUUCGAGGUGACAGAAACACAGGAAAGACUACACUUUGGCACAGACUACAGGGCAAGAAGUUUGUGGAGCAGUACAUUCCAACACAGGAGAUCCAGGUCACCUGCAUUCACUGGAGCUACAAGACAACAGAUGACAUUGUGAAAGUGGAGGUGUGGGAUAUAGUGGAUAAAGGUAAAAGUCGGAAAAAAGGAGAUGGCCUGAAACUGGAGAAUGACCCACAAGAGUCGGAUGCAGAGCCAGCUCUAGAUGCAGAGUUCCUGGAUGUCUACAAGAACUGUAAUGGUGUUAUCAUGAUGUUUGACAUCACCAAGCAAUGGACAUUCAGUUAUAUCAUGAAGGAGCUCCCAAAAGUGCCAGACCACAUUCCAGUCUGUGUGCUUGGGAACCAUCGUGACAUGGGAGAGCAUCGGGUCAUUCUUCCCGAUGAUGUCAGAGACUUCAUAAAGAGUAGCAACAGGUCACCCAGAUCAUCCUAUAUUCGCUAUGCAGAAUCAUCAAUGCGGAAUGGCUUUGGCCUGAAGUAUUUGCACAAGUUUUUCAAUAUUCCAUUUCUCCAAUUGCAGCGAGAGACGUUAUUGAGGCAGCUGGAGACCAACCAACUUGAUAUCGAUGCCACACUGGAAGAACUGUCUGUACAGAAUGAAACUGAGGACCAGAACUAUGAACUAUUCCUGGAGCUGAUGGAAACCAAGAACCGGGGUUUCAAUUCUCCCAUAGCAACCAAUGGCCAAAGCCCAUCAUCUGGAUCACAGUCACCUGUGGUACCCCCAAGUUCAGCAUCCACUACCAACUCCAGCCCUGGAACCCCUCAAGCUCCUGUGCAAGCAUCUCCCACUCCACCAAUGUCCCCUCCACCGGCAUCAGGGUCACCCCUGACUGACCCAGGCCUGGCGCCUGAGGUGUCCCCCACACCUCUCAAUGCUCCCCCUGUUGCCAGCAGCAACCAGGCUGCACCGGUUACUCAGCGUCGCAGCUUCAUCUCACGACUGUUUGGUCCCUCUUCCACACCAGAACCUCCUGUUACCAAGGCUGAUACUACAUCUCCGAUCUCCCCGGAGGGAGAAGUGAAAACACAGAAUGUUGAUGACUUCGCCCCUGAUGAGGGAAUUGACAAGAGCUUCCUCGAGGAUCCACCACCCCAGAAGGAAAGCAACUGCGGGACACAGCAGGACAGCGACAGUGACGGGGAGCGGAAGGGGAAUCCUAUGGUCACAGAUUUCCAGGAUGACUUAGAUCUCGAUGACCAGAUGCUGCAGGAUCCAAGUGUAAAAUCGCAGAUUCCCAGUAAAAACAUCACACUGUCCAGUGAUGAAGAUGAGAGUGCAAAAGUCACCGUUUGUCCAGAUUCACCAAAACGGGCUUCCAAAAGUUUGUUAAAGUCCCAGGGCAGAGCUCCAACCAAAGCUUUCAAGCAGGACCUUAGCAUCAGUUCAUCUGCUAUAAAAUCAGCCUCCAGCUUGUCUGGGAACAGUUUUCUGACUUCAGCCCCACCUCUGGCCUCUCCACUCAUCCCAGUGCCAGCAUCACUCCACACAACUGAGGGUAAAGGUCAGAGCAAACUGACAACUCAAGAAUGUGGGGAGUCAUCAGAGAGUGAUCUUGAGGGACCAAUUGCAAAGCAGUUGCUGUCUUUUGUCAUGGAUGACCCAGACUUUGAGAGUGAUGAUUCCAAUAGAAAAAACACAACUGAGACAUUUCCGGUUCGAGAGGACAGCUCUGAGCUCUCCAACGAUGAAUUCAGUUUAGGAAAGCUCAGUGUGCCAGUGAAGCCGUCAACCCAGACCAAAAAGCAAACUACUGACUUCGACUUGUUUGGCUUGGGCAUCGAUACUAAAACUCCUGCAGCUCCAGAAAGCAGCAAUGAAGAGAAAACCAGCAAGGGUUCCUCCAAAGAAAAGAAGAAAAAGAAGAAAAAGACCCGAGAGGAGGAUGAGAAAUUGGAGAAAAAGAGACACAAGCCAAGGAAAAGUAAAGAGAAGGAGAAAGACGAAACCGAGGAGAGACCAAAGAAGGAGAAGCAAGUGACAUCUGACGACAAGAGGAGGAGGAAGAAAGUGAAGACCAAGGACAAAGCUGAUGAGGACAUGGAGGAUUUGGAGAAGUUUCUAAUUGGCAGCGGUGAUAGUCAUGUUGUGAGGAGCAAGGGGAGUGGAGACUACGAGGAACUAUAGACUUGGCCUGAAUUCUGCAUUGUCUUCAUAUUACUUCCCUGUUCCCACACUUUUAAAAAUUCCCCUCUAACAUUGGCACAGACGUGUGCCUGAGCUUUAUGGAAGAAACUGUACCAAGCUCUGGGAAUUCCACCCGUCUCCCAUCACAGGCUGAUUUUGUACAUUUCUAACUAUUUAUAAGGUGCGUUGUUUAGAAGGUGUACUGCUGUGAUCCGCAGCCCGAGUUAGCUCCAGCUGUCUGGUUACUUUAACCAAGUGAUCAGUGCCUUGGCAGCUGUAGUGUCAUUUUCUUUUGCCAGUCUCUUGAGAACUGAGAGGGCUCUGCAAAGUUGGAAAAGAAAAUUUUAGCCUUGAGCCCUGUUACCCCCCAUAGAAUCCAUGGUGUGUGAAUCAUAUCUAGUUUCAGGAUCUAUGAGCAGGUGCAGCCUUACUGCAGCCCACGGCUCUGUUUAUUUGCCUGUUUGUGGCCAGAUAAGAAUGGCUCAGUGAAAGACCCAGCCCAUCCAAAUUCUCUGCCAGUUACAUUGCACAGCACUGACGAGCAACUCCCUCCCACCCCAAAAGUUUUGAUGGCUGCAUGAUGCUAAAACCCUUGAGACAUCUGAGAGCUGAGGAUGCUUUGUCUCUUUCUCCUUCACCAUUUCCAAAAUUAGCCUUUCCUUUCCUUUGUAAUUCCCCAAUCCUUAAAAGCCACUUCAGUAAGAGUUUGGGUGUUUCAUUCAGCAAACCAUAUACCGCCGCUCCUCCACCUGGUGUUCGUUGCUGGUUUCUCAUUACCUCAAUUGGGUUGCCAGCAUAUUAGGAAUGAGUGAGGAUUCACAUCUGUCCGAGCUUUGUCUCAAACUUUUAUUUCCAUCCUCUUUCAUUUAGAAAGUCUGGGAAGUAGCUUGCUGUGACUUCAAAUUGAGUGAAAAGAAGGGCACAUGUAAUUAAUGCAAGCUACAAUUUCAAAUAAAACUGUAAUGAUUAGUGCCUAGUUGUUGGGUGAAGCGAUUUUAAUGGGUAGUGAAGGAACCUACUAGUGAGUUAACCAAUAAACUCCCUGAACCAACAUUGGACCUGUGCAUUACCCGGUUCUUGGCUAUGUGCAUUAUGACAUUGUUAGACUAUCUGAGGCCUGAAAGUCUCUGCUGAAUGGAUGGCUGAAUACAAGAGCCAGGAGAUUGGAGAAGAUCAGUCAAGGUCACUAUGAUCUGACUAGGAAUUGGAGCUAUCAUUCUUGAGGGCAGCUAUUAUGGAGCAAAUGCUAAGACUGGAGCUGACACUCUCAUUUGCAGUACAGUUUACAAUGCUGCGGUUGUGGGAUUUUUUUUUUUGAAACACACUCUGCAAUGCAGACUAUGUGCUAGAGCUUGUCAGUAAGUGGGACCAUGUCCACUCCAGCCCCAUCAUCCUGAUAUAAGGUGCAGGAUUCAAGCAACUGCCUCCUCCUCAAUCAUUACCUUUGUGCCCAAUUAGGUUUUACCAAUCAAGUGCCAGGGUAUAGCAAACCAGCAGUAAUUCUCUUCUGUUUUGCAAGAGUCUUGUUGCAACCAAGGCUGUUUCAUUGCCCUGCUAGGGGGCUAAUGCUGGUGCCAGUUUAGUGCUGUAUUGGUGCACUCUUGUUUGUUUAGUGUUUUCCCCCUCACCUUCUAUUUGUUUUUUCUACUUUGUGCUGUGUUCACAUUUUCCUUUUCAUCCUGUGUUUGUGUUUUCAUUUCCCCUGCAUGUGGUGUUUGCGAUUCUGUUACCCCCCUCCAAAUCCCUGGUGGUGAUUGGCUUUUGCUCCCCUGGCACUGUGCUUGCCUUUGCUCUCCCUCUGCUUGUGUCUACCUUCUUCCCCAUCACACCAAGUUCUGCUGAUUUGCUUUCCUUUGGUCACUCCAUUAGCUCUACACCUGGCUUAUUGCUCUGUCAGGCUCCUGAGAGUUGGAUGUCACACAGCAACUUUAUGCUGGUGUAGGACAAUGUUGCCUUUUGUAGAGUUGGCACUUGAGUUUGCCUGCAGCUCAAACAUGUCUUCACUCAUGAAGAAGAUCCCCUUGUCUUUCGAUCAUGUCAUUCAAAACUAAACAAAGCAAUCCUUCCCUAUUUAAGGUUGAUCAAGUUUCCUGAAUAGGAAUUGCUCUGACGACAUGUAAUAUUGUAUGUUGUGGUUCUCAAACAGGCUAUGGGAUCGUUUGCAGUUUCUAAGUUCUGAACACUCAGAGUGGAGGAGUAUAGAAUUUCCAGUAUAUUAUCAUUGUUUCCUCUGUUACUUCACAUCAUGUCUCAAAGGUUUAAACCUGUCAAAGAUUUCACAACUUGAACAUUAUUGAUCAAUAUUAAUCCUCUAAAAUUGCUUCAGAUUGGCAGCUUUGGAAUACAGCAAGUCCUUGCUUAAAAUUGUGGUUGUACUCCUGAAAGUUGCAACUCGAAGCGAAAUGGCUGAUUCCUAUGGGAACUAUGAUUCACAAUGUUAAAGUCAGAAUUGGGUUCCUUUUGGAAUUUUUUUGCCCAGAGUAAAAUAAUGUACAAGUUUAAAUACUUGUACGAUACAUGUACAGCACUGUGUAUUUCUAAGUGAAAUAACUUACAAAAUGUAAUAAUCAUUAAAUGUGAGGUACAAUGCAGUACACCCCUGUAUGAUAUUUUAAACAAUACAGUGACUUGUAUAUUUACAUUAGCUUGGCCCCACAUAGUGGCACUUAUUACGUGGUGCAGGGAGUUACAGAAUCAUCUGGAAGCCUCAUCUGGUGGCACAAGUUCAGAACAGCAGUCAGGAGAAAGGAGUUGUGCAUGUCUGUGUGUGUUAGAGAUGAGGUCUCUGUUGCUCUUUGCAUCUAGUCAGCCCUGGAUCCUAGCUACUUGAAGAAUCACCUAGAGAAUAUUCAUUCUUCUACAAACAACAGCAAGUGUUUGACAACAAUUCAACAAAACUGCUAAUGUUCAGAAUAGUUAUCACCACACUCCUGUGUGGAUGAGCAUGCACUGCCAGCCAGCUGCCCCUUCCCCAUAUCCCUGGAGAGAGUCGGGAAGCUCAGUUACUCAUCGAGUUGUCAUUUCCUUUUCUGGAUGAUUCCUUGGGAUGUAACCAUCCAGGGUAAGAAGCAGCAAAGACUCUAUCACAGUCUCUCCCCUCCCAAUCUGAAAUGUCUAAGCAACAACGUCUAGAUUUUGUGACUCGCUGAUUUGAGUUCUGAAGCUGAGGUAGAGUUUUUCUAUUUCUGGUUUCUAAAAUCUCGAAUGCAGCAUCUAUGAUCUGGCUAGCUUGGUUUUGCAAUCCAAGCAUUUGCUACUGUUUUAUCAAGGGAAUGAGUAGAAGAAAGGGGCUCAAAUCAGUGGCUCUUGUUGAUCAAGUUUGGCCUCCCCUUUGUUACAUGAUCUAGACUCUUUCUCAGAGUAGCCUUUGUUCUGCUGGCCGGUGCGUAAGGCGCACAGGAGGCUGUGUGGGCCAUUCUCACGCAAUUCCCUGUGAUUUCCAGCAGCUCUGAACCCAGUCAUUUGUCGAAGGAGCAGGAGGAAAAGUCUUGAGGAAAGUGGACCCAAUCUCUGAAAUGCAGAUGGAUAGGGAGAGUUUCUGCCACCACAUGGUAAGUGUGCCUGGAAUUUGCUUUUAGAUUUUUAGUUUGAGGUUAGAACAAGAGCUGUUUGAAAUAGCUCCCAAGUAAGCCCACUCCACUGUUCUCUUUUCCCAGUACAGUCUGAACAUUUGAGCCAGAUUGAUACCACAGAGAGGCCGCAAUUUUCAAACCUUCACAAAAUGCUGAUGAUUCUGAGGGCCAUUUGGAGCAAUCAUGAUUGGGAUUGAUAAUUUUUUGGGGGUGCAGUGGGUUUAAGGAAUAGGGAGCAAAAGCGAUAAAUGGUGUUUAGAUGCAGAUCAACCAAUGGUGACACUAGCUUGAGGGUCUGAUUCAUCUCCUCUUCAAUGUUUGGAGAAUUUAUGCUAAAGGUCCCUGACUUAAAAGGCAGUUUCCAAAUAUGGACAGAUUGUUUGCAUUGCUCAUUAACUGACACUAAAGGAAUGGGGGUUGGGCUAUUCAAGGACAGCUUGCUCAUUCACCAGCUCAAACAAGUGUAAUGGUCAGAUCCGCUCCCUCUGGCUGAUAGUUUGUGAAAAUAGUCAGUUACAGGUUAGUGGUGGAUGCCCUGGGACCUUCCUUUGCACUCUGUAUGUAACUUAUCUUCAACCAUGUUUGUUCAUUAAAGGCAAAAAAAAUUUUCUCGCUUAA
This is a messenger RNA of Stegostoma tigrinum, 6600 nucleotides long. RefSeq names its product rab-like protein 6. The record is from RefSeq and is a predicted model, not a curated record. The transcript has 15 exons. Gene Ontology annotation, cellular component: cytosol; nucleus. NCBI's taxonomy places the organism in Eukaryota, Metazoa, Chordata, Chondrichthyes, Orectolobiformes, Stegostomatidae. Gene Ontology annotation, molecular function: GTPase activity; GTP binding. Bases 98 to 2410 code for a protein of 770 amino acids.